Molecule: messenger RNA, 1523 nt
Organism: Rhipicephalus sanguineus (brown dog tick)
Lineage: Eukaryota; Metazoa; Arthropoda; Arachnida; Ixodida; Ixodidae
Product: gamma-butyrobetaine dioxygenase
Exons: 6
Coding region: 75-1412 (445 amino acids)
Biological process (GO): carnitine biosynthetic process
Cellular component (GO): mitochondrion
Molecular function (GO): oxidoreductase activity
Source: RefSeq, a predicted model, not a curated record
UACAAUGCAAAUAUCGACAUUUUGAGUGAUUUCGUCUUCUCUUGAUCCUUCCAGCGGCAAGAUCGGCUCGUUCUAUGAGCACUGUUCUCGCCGAAGAGCACGAAGAAUUCUCACUUCCCCCACCAAAGAUCAAAGACGUGUACAAAUCCAGCGAGAACACCCUAUGCGUCACCUUCUCCGACAACAGCAAAUGUCAGUUCAGCAGCACCUGGCUGCGGGACAGCUGCCGGUGCCAGGCGUGCGUCCAUCCACCGACGCAAGAAAAGCAGCUGAAUAGCGCCCAGAUAGACCCCAAGAUCCAACCGCUUUCCUGGGACGUCGAGAACAACGCUCAGCUUCUGGAGGUCUUCUGGCCCCAGUCGGCACGUAGACCACCGCAUGCCAGCACCUACUCGGCCGAAUGGCUCCAUCAGUUUUCCCAGCUUUUCCAGCCGAAGGAGCGAGAAGCAGAGCCCAGCCCCGUUAAAGUGGUGGCCGCCCCUGCUGCUUCCUCUGCCGAGCCCAUGGCUGUGCCGCAGCCGCAUGAUGACAUCAAGGACGAGGCUUACACGAACAAGAAGUCGUCCGUGAUCCUGUGGAAUCGUGAUGAGAUCGAGGAGAACCCCCCUGAAGUAGAGUACGAGGACUUUAUGGGCACACGAGCCGGUCUCAAAAAGAUGCUCAAGAACGUGUGCAAGUACGGCAUCUCCGUCCUCAAAGGAGUGCCCCUCCACGAGCUCGAGAUCAUCAGCGUAGCACGGCGCAUGGGCUACAUCCGAGAGACCGGCUACGGCUUGACCUUCGACGUGCGCUACAACGCCGACCCGAAGACGCACCUGUCUUACACGGGAGUCCCGUUCAGCCACCACACCGACCUGGCGUACCGGGAACGAGCCCCGGGCGUGCAACUACUGCACUGCCUCAAGGCUGCCGACCCGGCCACCAGCGGCCAGGAGGCCGGCGGCAAGUCUUUCUUCGUGGACGGCUUCUACGCGGCUCAGUGGUUACGCUACAACUACCCCGAGCACUUCAAGAUCCUCUCCACGACGCCGGUCAUCUUCUCAUUCCUGGACGCCGAGAGAGACAGGUGGUUCCGUGAAUCGUGGCCUGUGAUAAGCGUCGACUACAUGGGCAAGCUGAAAGACAUCCACUACAGCCCGUUCUCGAUGCGGCCGCCACUGCUGCCCCAAGACCAGGUGGCCACGUACUACGAGGCACUACGGCUGUUUGCGCAGCGCAUCGAGCAGAGCACGCUGCAGUACUCCUUCUACCUGAGCCCCGGCGAUCUCGUCGUGCUGAACAACCGAAGGAUCCUGCACGGAAGGACGAGCUACGACCCCACGAAAGUUGAGAGGCACCUGAAAGGCUGCUACAUGGACCUCGACGAGCUGAAGUCUCUUUACGAGAAAAUGCGGAAAGAUGACACUUUGUAAAUACGCAUCAAACUCAUCCGUGUACAUACAAGCGAAUCAUCAUCCUAGGCACCAUAUAAAAUAUUAUUACGUAGUGGGAUUGGUUCAAUAAAAAGAUACUUAUCCCCGGAA